This is a messenger RNA of Sciurus carolinensis (gray squirrel), 2064 nucleotides long. Its product is annotated as translation initiation factor IF-2-like. Lineage: Eukaryota; Metazoa; Chordata; Mammalia; Rodentia; Sciuridae. Bases 1 to 1047 code for a protein of 348 amino acids. The record is from RefSeq and is a predicted model, not a curated record. The transcript is spliced from 4 exons.
AUGAAGGCCUUUGUCUCUGACCCAGAGGCUAUGCCAGAAUCCUCGACACUGGCCAGCCAGCUUGUUACUGGACCAACGCCGGGGUCUGACCGGUGCCCCGCUCGCCGACACGCGGUCCCCGCGCACCCGCAACGCCCGCUCGGCCUGAGGACAGACGCCACAGAAGCAGAGCUGCCGCUGCGGGGCUUCGGCACAGCGGCGGGCGCCGCGCACCCGGGGAGCGCGAGGCGGCCAGCGCACGGUCUCCGGUCGACCGGCAGAGGGACGGCGGACCCGAGUUGGACCUGCCCGGACCCCGGACGGCCACCGCGGGGCCGCCGUCCGCCCCGGCGUCCACCCCCCGAGACACCGCCCGCCCGGCGCCGCGGCCGGGUCACCGCAGGGCGGCCGCCGGGACCAGCCGCUGCCCGCACCCCAGGGCGGCACUGCGACUCCGGCGGGACUCUUGAGGCGCGACCGCGGUGGCCGGUGGCCCGCAGCCCGCCGGGCGCCGCGCGCUGCCCCCGUCGCUCCGCCGCUCCCGCCUCGGCCGCGACCGCCGGCGCCGAGGCCCGGGCCCGCCUCGACCCGGCGCGCAAGCGUCGGCCCCGGCCGAGCCCCGAACGGCGGGGCGGGACCCACGGGUGGGUCCCGGCGCCCAACCCGCGGCGCGAACCGACGGCCGCGACCCGCUCCCACCUGCUCGGCGGCCCCCGGCGUCCGCCAGCCGCCACCCGCGCCGCUCCCAGAGGUGCGCUCGGCCCUCGCACGCCCCGCCCCCAGGCCGCCCGGCCCCGCCCCGGCCGGCGGCGCGCGCGCCACGCACGCGCGUCACUUCCGGCGACGCCGCAGGGCUGGGCCGGACGCGGCGCGGGUCCUCUGCGGUGCCCAACGGUCCUCGGCGCUGGGACGCGCGGCCACUCUGCAGCCCGCGUGCCGCCCGGGUGCGGAGAGGCCAGGCGUCCCGCGAGCCCCUCGGCGCCCGCGCGUCGGGCCGAGCACCUGCCGGGUCCGCCCCACGCCCUGCGACGCGCCGGGUCGGGAGGCAAGGCUUCAAGAAACCGCUAACAGCCUGGGCUCCAUACUAAACUCACAUGGGUCUCACGAAGUUGCUGAGGUUGACCUUCAACUUGUGACCCUCCUGCCUCGGCGUCCGGAGUCCUGGGAUCACAGGUGUGCACUGCCACACCGGUAGAAGUAGCUUUUAAAAGUCUGGGAACAUGCUUGUGACUGAGCGCUACCGGAUCCUUGGAGCGGAGGGCGGCGCUGUGCGCCCGGGCGGACAACCAGGUGCGGACUGCGGCGAGGCCCGGUGCCCCCGCUGAGCUCGGCGUCCGCAGGAGGCCCGCAGGCACUCAGCGGGGCAGGGUGGCGUGCAGGCCCACAGCAAGCACCGGCGAUGGGCCAGGACCUCACCUGAGGUUCUCCGGGGAGAACGCGUCCAGCCUCCACGCAGCUCCAGAGCGGGUGGACGGCCACGUUCUGCAGCACAGACGCGGACUGCGGGGCCCCUGACUGCGGGGCACAACGCUAACACACGGUGUCCUGGUCCUGCCUGGACCCGGUGGUACUUCAUUUGCCUUGAUCACAGGACAGGCAAUGCUGAGAGACACCUGUGUGUACCUGGGGUCUUAGGUGGAUUUCUGUCACUCAGUCACCAGGGGAUGAUGAAUGAGUCUGCCUGGCCAGUUUCCCUGUAUGGGAGUACCAAGCUGCACACCUCCUGUUUACACCAUGCUUCUUUCUUCUAAUUCUUUUCUUAAACAUUUUCAGUUGUAGAUGGGCACUAUUUUAUUUAUUUAUCUACAUGCGGCGCCGAGGCUAGGUAAGUGCUCCACGCUGGGCCCACCCCCAUGAGUCCUCUCUUCAAACCAUCGUGGGGCUCCCCGUCCCUGCAGGUCAAGCCUCUGGCUCAGGCCGUUCCCAGCAGGGGACCCAGGUGUGAAGGCCCCUUGAAAGGACAGCACAGCACAGACUCACUGGUAAUAAGCACCGUGAAGGAAAUGAGAGGGCAGCAGCGGCACGGCUGCUGAGUGUGUGGCUCAGCUGAGGAGGGCGGCUGCAGCAGGUCAACCAGAGACCCGA